GCCGUCUGCAGCUACCGAUCGCCAGCGAUCCCGCUCCCGGGUCCCCGAGCAGACCCGGAGUACGCGCGACGACGUGUGGGGGACACUCGCGGACCGCACUCUGGAGAUCACCCGGGUUUGCCCGCCUCCCAUCAGCCGCGAUUCCCUGGCCCGCGAUCCUGAGCCCAGGGAACUCAUUGGGUGGGGGUAGGGUCCCCGAGGACCCGGGCCAGCUCCCGGCGCGACGAUGGAAGAGCAGCAGCGCGCGCGCUCGCACACGGUCACCACCACUACCAGCUCCUUCGCGGAGAACUUCUCCACCACCAGCAGCAGCUUCGCCUACGACCGAGAGUUCCUCCGCACCCCGCCGGGGCUCCUGAUCGUGGCCGAGAUCGUCUUGGGACUGCUGGUGUGGACGCUCAUCGCUGGCACUGAGUAUUUCCGAGUCCCUGCUUUUGGCUGGGUAAUGUUUGUAGCUGUCUUUUACUGGGUCCUCACCGUCUUCUUCCUCAUUGUCUACAUCACCAUGACUUACACCAGGAUUCCCCAGGUGCCCUGGACCACAGUGGGCCUGUGCUUUAACAGCAGUGCCUUCGUCUUGUACCUCUCAGCUGCCAUCGUGGACGCAUCUUCUGUCUCCCCGGAGAAGGAAGGUUACAACUUCAACAGCUGGGCAGCCUCCUCGUUCUUUGCCUUCCUGGUCACCAUCUGCUAUGCUGGAAACACAUACUUCAGUUUCAUAGCCUGGAGAUCCAGGACCGCACAGUGACUCUCCCUCCUCAGAUCAUGGAGAAGAAGACACACCAGGACGAAUCCCAGUGUUUUAAAAACAAA
This is a messenger RNA of Arvicanthis niloticus (Nile rat), 813 nucleotides long. It is a transcript of the gene Cmtm8, whose product is annotated as CKLF like MARVEL transmembrane domain containing 8. Gene Ontology annotation, molecular function: structural constituent of myelin sheath. Gene Ontology annotation, biological process: myelination. The record is from RefSeq and is a predicted model, not a curated record. NCBI's taxonomy places the organism in Eukaryota, Metazoa, Chordata, Mammalia, Rodentia, Muridae. Gene Ontology annotation, cellular component: membrane.